CCCAUGCACAUUCGUAUUUUGUAUUCAAUGUGUUUAGUGGUACAGGGCUUUGUACCAUACAAGUGAGACACUUCCCUGAGGGUUCCCUGAAUGAGAUGAUGAAAUGGAUAACUGGUCUGUUAUUGGUGGCGCUGUUACGUGACACACUAUCACAGAUUGCAAGCUCUUCACGUUCUCAUUCAUCCUCUUCUUCAUCUUCAUCUUCAUCCUCUUCAUCGAACAAUCACCAAGGUUUAUCCAGGUUUGGUUCUUUUGGGGAACCCAAUGAUCCACACAAUUUCGAUUUGUUCGCGAAUCCAUCCAACUUGCAGUCAAAUAGCCAUUUCACCAGAGAAAACCAACUACCAUCGACAAGACAGGGCAAUGGAGCUUUUAAAUCGGACAAUUUUGGAAAAAAAUUUGUGGAACAUUUCGUGUCCUCUGGAAGUACAACAAAUUCACAAUCACCAAUUUCUCAACCAAUUCAUAACUUACAACAGAGACACUCUUCUUUCGGAGGUCAGCAGAGAAACUCAAAUCAGGGUCAACAAAAUCCUCACCAUCCAUUUCUUCAAUCUCAAUCAGGAAGCUUAGUAACUCAAGAUCAACCUCAUCGUCUCAAUCUUCAACGUCAACAAGGACCCUCAAAUUUUCCAGGUCAACCUCAACAUCCAAUAAUUCAAAGUCAACAAGGACCUUCGAAUUUUCCAGGUCAAUCUCACCAUCCAAUAAUUCAAAAUCAACAAGGCCCCCCGAAUUUUCCAGGUCAACCUCACCAUCCAAUAAUUCAAAAUCAACAAGGCCCCCCAAAUUUUCCAGGUCAACCUCACCAUUCAAUAACUGAAAGUCAACAAGGCCCUCCAAAUUUUCAAAGUCAACCCCAUGAAUCAGUUCUUCAAAGUCAACAGGGAUCUUCAAAUUUUCAAAGUCAACUCCAUGAAUCAGUUCGUCAAAGUCAACAAGGACCCCCAAACUUUCAAAGUCUGGAACACUCCAAAAUUCAAGGUCGACAGGGCAACCAGUUGAUUCAAAGAAGACAGGAUCAUUCAUUCUUUCAAGAUCAACAAGGGUCUCCGAUAUCUAGUGUUCAGCAUGGAAAUCCUGUCUUUCGAGACCAUCUAGGUCAACAUGGAUUUCCAGUUCAGCAAGAACAUUCGAUGACACUAGGUCAACAAGAGCCUCAAAACAACCAAAGUCGUCAGCGAAGUUUGUUGUUCGAAGGUGAACAUGGAAAUGCAAUAAUUCCAGGACAACCAAUAAUUCAAAGCCUUCAAAGUCAUCAACGAAUUCUGAAUCAGGGUAAGCCUUUUAUUGAUACAGUUCAGGGACAGCAGGAUUUAAAGGGACUUUUUAAACCACAGACUCAUAAAAUUGAAGCAAAUAACCAAAGGCACCCAACUUCGCAGGGUAGUCAUGCUGCUUCUGAGAGCCAUUCUUUCAGCACAAGCAGUUUUGAUGGAUCAAGGCUGACACCUAGUGCUAAUGAUCAUAGUUUCUUUCAAAAAUCAUUUUCAUCAGUAAAAACAGACCAGGCGAUAAAAAAUAAACCAGGGCCUUUACUUACACCGCCGGUAUUUCAAAGUCCCUUUACGCCAUCAUCAAUGGGAAGACCUAUUUAUCCAAGAAAUUUCAUACUUCCCGAAAAAUACAGGGUAAACGAAGCACAUGGUACCGAUAUAAAUACUGUAUUUCAAACACAAAGUGAGAGAAACAAGCAGUCCUCAAUUACUCAAAAUUUUCCCGAUGCUCCAGGAAUAUUUCCAUCCCAGGGAUUCCUUAAAGCCGAAACGCCGAAACCACAAGUGUCCAACAGCGGAACAGAUACCCACACAUCGCAAAGUAGUUCUUUCAGUUUCCAUACAAUAAAUACUCCGCCGUUUGGUGAGGGUGACUUUCAUCCUAAAAGAGUACAAAACCUAACAACAUUCCAUGGACCUGUGCAAUUUAGGAACUGGGUACCUCAAACUGUGGCAGAUGCAUUUGACAGCGAGAUAGUAACGUGCACUGAAGAGUAUCAAAAACUUUCCAACCACACAAUGUGUUAUGUUGAUAACCCUUUUUUGAAUGUAUCCGGUGUGUCAGAAGCGGAGAAGUUGGAGAUAGUGAGAAUUCAUAAUCAACUCCGAGGCAAUGUACUACCAGAGGCUUCUGACAUUCUUACCAUGAAAUGGGACGAUAGACUGGCCAUUGUUGCUCAAAAGUGGGCGAAUCAAUGUAGCAGAUACCAUGAUAAAAUGAGAGCAGUGCCAUCAUUGGGAAAACAUACAUUAAUUGGACAAAACUUGGCGGGAGGAUAUGCGAACUGGUCGACUGUGUUGGAAGAAUGGUGGAAUGAGAACCUUAUUUGGCAAUACGGCGUUGAUCCAAAGACUUAUAUUCCAGAAACUAUUGAUGUUGCUGAAACGAUUGGACACUUCGUACAGGCUGCAUAUAAUGGUACCUACCUUGUUGGUUGUGGAUUUGCUGAAUGUGACGGGAGUCGAUACGAGAAAUAUUACGUCUGUAACUAUGCUCCAGGACUACGAAGCUUCACACACCCUUUCACAAAAGGAGCAAGAUGCGGGGCAUGUCCUCAUAGGUGCAGGAAUGGAAAGUGUGAUUGCGGGGAUAGAGUGUGUAACAAUGGGGGAACACUAAAUACAGAGACUUGUCAAUGCGAGUGUGGCUCGUUAUAUGCAGGACCAAACUGUGAUAUCCUGCGAUGUCCAUUUACCGACAAUGCUGCCUGUGGAGUAGAAUAUCAGAAAGAACACUGUGUGGUUCUUCCUAACGCCAAUCAAGAGUGUCCCUACAUGUGCGGACGCUGCGCUAGAGGACACAUUCUUUGUGGCGGAAGGAUAUGCUACAAUGGCGGAUCACUCAAAGAAAACACUUGUCAAUGCUCCUGCUCUCCUCCCUAUACUGGCGAUACAUGCGAAGUCAACUGUGGAGAAACGGAUGAUCCACAUUGCCCUCGCUGGCCGGACGUUUUCUGUCAUUGGAAUCCGCUUAUCCAAAAACAAUGUCCACAUAGAUGUAAAAUGUGCAAUCAACAGUAGAAU
Saccostrea cuccullata (small rock oyster) is the source of this 3020-nucleotide messenger RNA. RefSeq lists its product as uncharacterized. Lineage: Eukaryota; Metazoa; Mollusca; Bivalvia; Ostreida; Ostreidae. The transcript is spliced from 11 exons. Bases 96 to 3017 code for a protein of 973 amino acids. The record is from RefSeq and is a predicted model, not a curated record.